This is a messenger RNA of Arctia plantaginis, 1548 nucleotides long. NCBI's taxonomy places the organism in Eukaryota, Metazoa, Arthropoda, Insecta, Lepidoptera, Erebidae. The record is from the annotation of a GenBank genome assembly.
AUGUUGGGGGCUGUAAGUCGGGUUGGUAGCGGCCUCUUAGCCGCUAAGACAGUAGUUGAGAAAACCAUUACAGAAUGUGGCAAAAUUGCUACUGUGUCCGCCAUCAACAAACGAGAUUACGCCAAAGCUGCCGCUGGCAAGGGUUCAGGUAAGGUGGUGGCUGUAAUCGGUGCCGUAGUAGACGUACAGUUUGAUGAUAACCUUCCCCCAAUUCUUAAUGCUUUGGAGGUACAGAACCGCUCACCCCGGCUUGUGCUGGAGGUGGCUCAACACUUGGGAGAGAACACCGUCCGUACCAUCGCUAUGGACGGUACCGAGGGUCUGGUGCGCGGUCAGCCUGUGUUGGACUCAGGAUCACCUAUCCGAAUCCCAGUAGGCGCAGAAACCCUCGGGCGCAUCAUCAAUGUCAUCGGUGAACCUAUCGAUGAGCGCGGCCCUAUUCCGACCGACAAGACCGCCGCCAUUCACGCUGAAGCUCCCGAAUUCGUAGAGAUGUCCGUGCAGCAAGAAAUUCUUGUCACCGGUAUCAAGGUCGUCGAUUUGCUCGCUCCCUACGCUAAGGGAGGUAAGAUCGGUCUAUUUGGUGGUGCUGGAGUCGGUAAAACUGUACUCAUUAUGGAGCUGAUCAACAACGUCGCCAAGGCCCAUGGUGGUUAUUCCGUGUUCGCGGGAGUAGGUGAGCGCACUCGUGAAGGAAACGAUUUAUAUCAUGAAAUGAUUGAAUCUGGUGUCAUCUCCCUGAAAGACAAGACUUCCAAGGUAGCGCUUGUUUACGGUCAGAUGAACGAGCCCCCUGGCGCCCGUGCUCGUGUCGCUCUUACUGGUUUGACUGUGGCUGAAUAUUUCCGUGACCAGGAAGGACAGGAUGUGUUGCUGUUCAUUGACAACAUUUUCCGUUUCACCCAGGCUGGUUCUGAGGUGUCUGCUUUAUUGGGUCGUAUCCCCUCUGCUGUAGGUUACCAACCUACCUUAGCCACUGACAUGGGUACUAUGCAGGAGCGUAUUACCACCACCAAGAAAGGUUCCAUCACUUCCGUGCAAGCCAUCUAUGUACCUGCUGAUGACUUGACUGACCCUGCCCCUGCCACAACUUUUGCCCACUUGGACGCCACAACUGUAUUGUCUCGUGCUAUUGCUGAGCUUGGUAUCUACCCAGCUGUGGACCCUCUUGACUCAACCUCCCGUAUUAUGGACCCCAACAUUAUUGGAGCUGAACAUUACAAUGUGGCCCGUGGUGUCCAGAAGAUUCUUCAGGACUACAAGUCCCUGCAGGACAUCAUUGCUAUCCUGGGUAUGGAUGAAUUGUCUGAAGAAGACAAGCUGACUGUAGCUCGUGCCCGUAAGAUCCAGAGGUUCCUGUCGCAGCCUUUCCAGGUUGCUGAAGUGUUCACUGGACAUGCUGGCAAGUUAGUUCCUCUUGAGGAAACAAUUAAGGGCUUCACACAGAUCCUACAGGGUGAAUAUGACCACCUGCCUGAAGUAGCAUUCUACAUGGUUGGACCUAUUGAAGAGGUUGUUGCCAAGGCAGACACUCUUGCUAAGUCUUAA